CUCUGCGACUGUAUAUUACAACGGUAAACUCAAGGUUCUUUUAUGUAAAGUUCGCCGUCUUCGCCGUGUAUAUAUAGGCGGUUUUGGUCAGUUUUCCUCUUUCAUUUACGCCCUCCUUUAGAGGCUACUAAAACUAUGGCUGCACAACAUAUGCAUCCCAGGGACUUUCUCAGCUAUGAUACCCUCUGUAUCCUGAAUGCGGGUCAUGUUUGCUGGUACUGUCUGCGCUCCUUCGUGGACAUGGCCACUGGCAAAAAAAGAUUCGAACAGAAUCGCUGUUCGGGUUGCAAGCGUGCUUGGUAUUGUAGUACAGAGUGUCAGAACGAAGAUUGGCAAAUCGGGCACAAAAUUCUUUGUAUGGCUUUCAGAGAAGCGAACAAAAGAGACAGGAUGAUGGGACACGAUGCGUCGGCCACGCGGGAAAAGCAAAUCUUAUAUCGGGAUAUAUGUGCAAACGCGUUCUCAAAACCCAGUGAUAAAUGUGAAUACGGCACAUUUCCUCUCGGAUUCAUAUUAUGCAGCAACGAGAUAAAAUGCACUGUCUGCUUACGCACACCGUUUCAGAGUGCGACGUACCACAACAUGACCCCAUGUCCGACGUGCAAAUUAGCUUGGUGGUGUUCACCGGAGUGUGCUGAAGGAUUUUACCAGUUCCACACCCCGCGACGUUGUGCUCAUAUGCACGACGUUGGUGCCGUCGAGCAUGUCACAACUGCCUAUGCCCUUGCUCGUCAGAGUAGACGUCAAUUUACGCUCCGAACCGAGCAACCCCGGAGUUCCCAUCUCUCUUUGUCGAGCCUCCGUGGGUGGGCGGAAUAUGGACACCUAUUCCCGGAUUUCGACCGCCUCGUACAUGAGAGUGCAAAGCAAUUCCGGCAUGCUCAUCCUGAUGCAGAGAAGGCCAUCGCUAUCAUGGCUAAAGAAGAGGCUAGUGUGACUCUCACCAUCCUGGCUGCGCUGGAAGAUACUAUUCCGGACUUGGCCCAGAAGAAGCGACUGUGUGUUCACGUAGUGGGUGCGGCGCACAGGGAGCUGUCCUGUACGAGGUUGAUGGAGGAGUUCUUGCAUUUCCUCCCCGACCUGCAAGAUAUCGUAGUGGUAUACGCUGGUCCAUCCGUCGAGCCACCUGCACCUGGACGAGGCCAAUCAAACCUAGCUUGCGCCGAGUGCCAGUACCGUGGCCGAUCGCGUACCUCUGUGUCCCGCGUCGGUCCAUAUGCUGACGCUGACGAAUCGCACCCACCAGACCUGAUCGCCGUCCUCAACUCUGGGUUCACGGAGAUGCAAACGGCAGGCUGGCAGUCUUCGUUGGAGGUGAUCCUGGACAGCGGUAGACCGGCGGUGUUCACUGCGGAGUCGCGGAUAGAGGCUGAAUGGGAGGAGAAGGCGCUGAGGGACAUGGGUGCACGUGUGAUCCAGGAUGUGGAGUUGAAUAAGUGGCGAGGGCUGAGUCCCACGUGUCCGAGGGAGAGGUCUAUUGUCGAGGGUAUCGUGUAUACUUAUUCUAGUCAGUACCGCCUGAUUGUUCAAGGUCGUGUGGGGCAGGACGGUGUUUCGUUAACCUGAAAAUUGACAACGGUUUCUUGUUGAAAUCUACUUCUCUCGCGAUAUCCAACCUAGAGACGACAAAGGACGCUGAGGAUCAAAGCCCCUAAGCCGAAAUAGCUGUACAUUUUGUCAGGGUCGAUGAUCUAAAUAUGGC
Messenger RNA from Desarmillaria tabescens, 1702 nucleotides. RefSeq lists its product as uncharacterized. The record is from RefSeq and is a predicted model, not a curated record. NCBI's taxonomy places the organism in Eukaryota, Fungi, Basidiomycota, Agaricomycetes, Agaricales, Physalacriaceae. Bases 136 to 1566 code for a protein of 476 amino acids. The transcript is spliced from 4 exons.